AUGCCAAACAAUAAUAAACCUAAAUCUAUACUAAAGAACAAAGGGAAACCUGCUCCCGCACAUACCACUUCGAAAGCUACUGACUUGAGUAGUCAGCCAUCUGAUUCCUCAAAUGAACUGAGCGAGAAGGAAAACGGCUCAGAAGAAAGCAGUUCAGAGGACAUCGAAGAUGAUUUGUCAGAUUUAGACGAGAAUGACGAAGUAGAUGUUGCUGAUGUAUCAAGCGAGGAUGAUUCAGAAGAAGAUGAUAGUGAGGUAGAUUCAGUAGAGGAAGAAGAUGAUAGUUUCCCAUUGAAGAAGAAGCAAAAGAAGAACAAAGACGAUGGAUCAGAAUCCUUCGCAAAUGCGUUUAAUUCGAUUAUAAAUUCCAAAUUGAAAGCAUAUAAUAGAAAGGAUCCUAUAUUAGCAAGAAAUAAGACCACCUUAAAGAAACUUGAGAGUGAAAAAUUGGAAAACAAAGCAAAAAGAGCAUUAUUAUUAGAAAAGAAGCAAUUUCAAGACAAGCAUAGAAUAAAACAAUUAUUGCCAGCUGCUACAGAAGGAUCUGACUCGAAUCAAAUACGGGAAAUUUUGGAUAAGGAGAGACAGAUGAAAAAGAUUGCCCAAAAGGGUGUAGUCAAACUUUUCAAUGCCGUCUUGGCUACUCAACUCAAAACUAAUCAAGAGAUUAGCAAAGUCCAAGCUGGUCAAAGCCGAAAAGAAGAAUUGAUGACAGACGUGUCGAAAGAAAAAUUCAUGGAUUUGAUUGCAGCUGCUGGUGAAGAUUAG
Lodderomyces orthopsilosis Co 90-125 is the source of this 768-nucleotide messenger RNA. It is a transcript of the gene RRP15, whose product is annotated as Rrp15p. The record is from RefSeq and is a predicted model, not a curated record. The coding region runs from base 1 to 768 and encodes 255 amino acids. The transcript has a single exon. Gene Ontology annotation, cellular component: preribosome, large subunit precursor. Gene Ontology annotation, biological process: maturation of 5.8S rRNA; maturation of LSU-rRNA. Lineage: Eukaryota; Fungi; Ascomycota; Pichiomycetes; Serinales; Debaryomycetaceae.